GGUGUCAGAUUGAUUUGUGUGAUCAUAUUAGUUUCCUAAAGCCUAAAGAAAGAAGAUGCUGACCGGAGUUUGCAGCUUCUACCAUUGUUUCUUCUUCUUCUUCUUCCUCCUUUUUGCCGAUGGAUUUCUGAUGGUAGUCGAAUCUGCGGAACAUGUGACCCCAUUAUCCGAUCUGUUGAGUCGAGACGAAUGGAGGCAGACAGCAGGAUAUGGCGAGGAGAGACUGUCCACGGUUUUGGUCACAGGCUCUCUUCUUUGUGAAGCUUGUUUGCAUGGUGAUGAACCGCAAGUUCAUGCAUGGCCUGUAAAAGGUGCCAUGGUGGGUGUGAGGUGCCACAAAAACAGCAAAUCUUCUGAUUGGGUACGUGGAAUCACAGAUGAAUUUGGAGACUUCAUUAUUGAUAUUCCAUCCCGUUUUCAUGCAACACAGAGCUUUGAAAAGGUCUGUUCCAUCAAGAUUCUUCGCACACCAAAGAACAUACGCUGUCGACCUGCUCAUUUUGCAGGUCGCAAACAGCUG
Cucurbita moschata (crookneck pumpkin) is the source of this 520-nucleotide messenger RNA. RefSeq lists its product as uncharacterized. NCBI's taxonomy places the organism in Eukaryota, Viridiplantae, Streptophyta, Magnoliopsida, Cucurbitales, Cucurbitaceae. The record is from RefSeq and is a predicted model, not a curated record. The annotation marks the transcript as partial. The transcript is spliced from 2 exons.